Molecule: messenger RNA, 4138 nt
Organism: Gymnogyps californianus (California condor)
Lineage: Eukaryota; Metazoa; Chordata; Aves; Accipitriformes; Cathartidae
Product: alpha-2-macroglobulin-like protein 1
Exons: 35
Coding region: 1-4110 (1369 amino acids)
Cellular component (GO): extracellular region
Molecular function (GO): endopeptidase inhibitor activity
Source: RefSeq, a predicted model, not a curated record
AUGUGGACUCCCUUCCUCCUGAGCUACCUGCUCUACACCCUUGGGAUAGUGGCACAACCGAAGUACCUGAUCAUCGUUCCAGCUGCACUGCCCUACCCCUCUUCCCAGAGGGUGUGCUUGGACCUCCGUGGGGUGGAAAAGCCUAUUCGUGUGGCCUUAACUCUUGUGCAUCCAUCUGGCAACCUCAGCCUCUACCGCAAGGUCGUCCGGAACAACUGGAUCUUCGAGUGCUCCAGAUUUCAGGUCCCUCAACCUGCAGGCAGCCAGGAGGUGGGCACGGUCUACCUGCACAUCUCCAAUGGCCACUACUUCAGUGCAAAUGAAGAGAAGCAAGUCCUGAUCCGCAGGGCUAGCACAGGCACCUUCAUCCAGAUGGAUAAACCCAUCUAUAACCCAGGACAGACAGUGAAAUUCCGGAUCGUGACGUUGACUGAAGAUUUUGCUCCCGUUAACAGCAAGUACUCCGUGGUGGAAGUCCAGGACCCAAACCAAAACCGCGUUGGCCAGUGGCUGGAUGUGAGACCAAAACAGGGCAUUGCAGAUCUCUCCUUCCAGUUAGCUGCUGAACUCUCUCUGGGGACUUACACCAUCAGUGUGGUGAACCCAAAAGUGUCCAGUACCUUUAAGGUGGAGGAACGUGUGUUGCAAAAGUUUGAUGUUUUCUUCGAGGGACCAGCUCAGAUUUAUGCUUCAGAUAAAACUUUCCCACUGCGUGUGUGUGGCAGGUACAGCUAUGGGAAAGCAGUGCAAGGGACCAUGCGGGUGACUUUGUGCCGGAAGGCAAGGAGGCGUCCUCAAAAUGCCAGCAAGGACAUCUGUAGGGAAUACAGCGGUCCAACUGUGAGCAAGGGGUGCUUCACCCCUUCUGUGAGCACAUCAGUCUUCAACCUGGCUCCCAGCGAGGAAGAUGGCAAGCUCUAUGCAGAAGCCUCUCUCCUGGAGAUGGGCACAGGGGUGCAGAUCAACACUUCCAGCCAAAUCCUCAUCUCCAGGACAGCUGCAAGGGCAGUGUUUGAGACACCAAAUGUGUAUUACAUCCCUGGAGUACCCUACAGGGGGAAGAUUAAGCUUCAGGAUCACUAUGGAAAUGGUAUGAAAAACAGAAAAGUUUAUCUCGUGAUAAAGUUCAUGAGGCGUCGGUUUAUCAAAACAUACAUCACAGAUGACAGUGGAAUAGCAUCGUUCAACCUGGACACAACUGCCUGGAACAGCUCGUCAGUCUCUUUGGAGGUCACUGGGAAGGCUGGAAUUAUUGUCAGGGGCCAGAGGAGUGUCCAGGUCGGGAAGCUGAACAGUAAGUCUGCAGCAGCCGGACAACAGGAAACGGCUGCGCCCGUGUUGAAGGGCUCCUUCUCCAUCCCUUUGACCUUCACUGCUGACUUCACCCCAUCACCUUCCUUAGUGGUGUACACCAUCUUCCCCAAUGGAGGGGUAACAGCUGACAGCAUCCGUUUUGAUGUUGCCUUGUGCUUUGAAAACCAGGUCAAGGUAGGAUUCCCAGCUAAAGAAGCCCACCCAGGGUCAACAGUGCAGCUCCGACUGCAGGCAGCCCCUGGCUCCCUGUGUGCAGUACAGGCAGUGGAUGAAAACACGUUCUUCAUGAGACCAGAGAGCGAGCUGACAAGGCAAAUCGUCUAUGGUUUGUUCCCUGCUGCCCACCGACAUGGAUACCCUGCCCAAGUAGAAGAGCAUUCAGAUCACUGUGUUCAGCCCCAGCCCACAUCAUCUCUGCUACGAGGGAAGCCACAGCAUUCCUUUCAGCCUGAUAUCUUUAACCUCUUCCGGAAUAUGGGGCUGAAAAUCUUCUCAAACCUUGUAAUCAAGAAGCCUCAGUGCUUUCAUCGGGCGGAUAGGAAGCCAACCAUGGGGGGGCCUUCUACAGAAGACCAAAGAAUCACUAAGGAACAACCCCAUUUUACAACCCAUGGAAGACUUCACUACUAUUUCCCUGAAACUUGGAUCUGGAAUCUGUUCUCUGUUGGCUCCAACGGCAGCAGGAGUGUCCCAGUCGCAGCGCCUGCUGCUGCUGCAGAGUGGAAAGUCAAGACAUUCUGCUUGGCUGGAAGGGGAUUUGGCCUUGCCCCGACCACGAGCCUCAGAACAGUCCAGCCCUUCUUUGUGGAUGUGACGCUGCCAUAUUCUGUCAUCCGAGGAGAGACCUUCGUGCUGAAAGCUACUGUCUUCAACUACCUGCAGCAGUGCAUACAGAUCCACAUGGCCCUGGCUAAAUCCUCAGACUUCCAGGUGGAGCCGUGCCGGACCUGCAAGGACAAGGAGUGUCUGUGUGCAGAGGAGUCCAAGACCUUCACGUGGAAUGUGACAGCAGUCCAGCUGGGGACUCUGAAUAUCACAGUGAGGAUAGAGGUACUGGACACCACGCCAUGGUGUGGGGGCAGGAAGCCCUUGCCAGCUACCAUGAGGCGGAGGCAUACACUGGUCAAACACUUGCUGGUCCGGCCAGAAGGUGUGUUAGUGGAGAAGUCUUACAGCUCCCUUCUGUGCCCGAGAGGAGGAAACAUGGCUGAAGAACCUGUGUCCCUUCGCCUCCCCGACAAUGUAGUAAAGGGAUCUGCCAGGGCUUCCAUUUCCAUCUCAGGUGACCUCAUGGGGAUGGCACUGCAGAACGUGGACCACCUGGUGCAGAUGCCCCAUGGCUGUGGGGAGCAGAACAUGGUGCUGUUUGCCCCCAUCGUCUAUGUGCUGCAGUACCUGGAGAGGACGAGGCAGCUGACCCCUGAGAUCAAGGAGAGGGCAACAGGAUUCCUGCGCAAUGGGUACCAGAUGCAGCUUCUUUAUAGGCACAGAGAUGGGUCCUACAGUGUCUUUGGGCAGCAGGAUGGGGAAGGGAACACUUGGCUGACAGCUUUUGUAGUGAAGAGUUUCGGCCAAGCCAGAAAAUACAUCUAUGUAGAUGACAAGAACGUUCAGGAUGCCCUACGCUGGCUAGAGCAAAACCAGCUCCCCAGUGGCUGCUUUGCCACCAAAGGGAGCCUCUUUCACUCCUCCCUAAAGGGCAGUGUGGAUGAUGAAAUCUCCCUGGCAGCGUAUGUCGCUGCAGCACUGCUGGAGCUGGGUCAGCCGCUGAAGGGCAAGCUGAUGCAGACUACCCUCCGCUGCCUGCAGCAGGCGGUUCACAACAUCACCAACAUCUACACAGAAGCCGUGCUGGCCUAUGCCUUUGCCCUGGCUGGGGACUAUGAGACAACCCAGGAGCUGCUGUACAAACUGGAGGAACAGGCCAUCAAAUCAGGAGGACAAAUCCACUGGAGCCCCAAGCCAAGCUCUCCAGCUUCCACAGACUUCUGGCCUGGUACUCAGUCAGUGGACAUAGAGUUGACAGCCUACGUGCUCCUGGCAUACCUCUCUAAGCCACGGGUGCAUGCAGGUGACAUGACAACUGCAGCUGGUAUUGUGGCAUGGCUGACCCGGCAGCAGAAUGCCUACGGGGGCUUUGCCUCCACCCAGGACACAGUUGUUGCCUUGCAAGCCUUAGCAAAAUAUGCAGCAAGGACGUUCAGCACAUCAGGCCAGGCGCUUGUGAGGGUGAAGUCCCAGAGGGACUUUGGGAAGGCUUUCCAAGUCAACCGCCAGAAUCGGCUGCUGGUGCAGCAGGCAGCACUGACAGAGGUCCCGGGGCAGUUCCUGGUGCAGGUCCACGGCAGCAGCUGCGUCUUUGCUCAGACAGUGCUGAGGUACCACGAGCCUCCCCCGCGGGCUGCUGUAACCUUCACUCUGCGUGUCAACACAGAGCUGACCAACUGUAGCCAGGCCAAUGCGCGUGUCCUCACCGUCCGCAUCCUUGCCAGCUACAUCGGGAGCAGAGUCACAUCCAACAUGGUGAUCGUGGAAGUCUCCCUGCUGUCUGGAUUCAUCCUGGCUCCCAGAUCUAGGAUGUUGCUGGAGCGCAGAACCAUCAUUAAGAAAAUAGAAGUGAAAGCUGAUGUGGUCUACAUUUAUCUGGAGAAGCUCAACGAUGAAUCUCAGACUUUCAUUCUGCAACUGGAAGAAGUCAUUCAGAUGAAGAACCUGAAACCGGCCAGCAUCAAAGUCUACGACUACUACCAGCCAGAGGAGCGAGCCUUGGCUGACUACAGUGCUGUCUGUAGUUGAGGAAUGAUCACAGUUCUGCAUACAAUCC